This is a messenger RNA of Populus euphratica (Euphrates poplar), 1582 nucleotides long. RefSeq names its product Haloacid dehalogenase-like hydrolase (HAD) superfamily protein (gene TIM50). NCBI's taxonomy places the organism in Eukaryota, Viridiplantae, Streptophyta, Magnoliopsida, Malpighiales, Salicaceae. Bases 162 to 1244 code for a protein of 360 amino acids. The transcript has 10 exons. The record is from RefSeq and is a predicted model, not a curated record.
UCGAAGCCUUGAAACCAGCCGAACACCCCCUUUUGGCUCUUUCUCCGCCUCCCUGUAUAUCUCUCCGCUCGGAAAAUCCACGCAGACCAAAAACCCUAUUUAAACCCCGAAAACCCAAAACACAAUAAUCAAAACAAGAAGAAGAAGAAGAAGAAGAAAUAAUGACUUCAACAAUGCUUCGAUCUCGCAUUUUAUCUAUCGCAUCCAGAACCAAUAAACCUAAUCGCCGAUUCUUUUGUUCAAACAAAGAAUCCACCAUCUCUUCUCAAUCAAUUACAUUCGAUCAAUCUGCGGCGGCGGGGGAAGCACCAGCGCAGGCUGUUGGGGGUUCGGAGAACAAGGCAUGGAGUUUCUUUAAAUACGGAAUUGUUGGAGCUCUCACUGGAGCCACUGCUUUUGCUGGCUACGCUUCUUACGCAUACAGCUUGGAUGAAGUGGAGGAAAAGACGAAAGCGUUGCGAGAAUCAGUGAACCAUACUGCUGGCAAUGAUGCGUCCAAUGUUGAGAAAUAUCAAGGUUUGCUGUACUCCACUGCAAUGACAGUUCCUGCUAAAGCAGUGGAACUUUACUUGGAUAUGAGGAGGCUGCUGGAAGAACAUGUCAAAGGUUUUACUGAACCAGCCUCAGAAAAGCUUCUUCCUGAUUUGCAUCCUGCUGAGCAGCAUGUUUUUACACUAGUUUUAGAUCUUAAUGAGACAAUAAUUUAUAGUGAUUGGAAGCGUGAUAGAGGCUGGCGAACAUUCAAACGACCUGGAGUAGAUGACUUCUUGCAACAUGUUGGACGGUUCUAUGAAAUUGUUGUGUAUUCUGACCAGCUGAGUAUGUAUGUUGAUCCUGUUGUUGAAAGGUUGGAUACAAACCACUUUAUACGAUAUAGACUAUCAAGGAGUGCUACCAAGUAUCAGAAUGGCAAUCAUUAUAGAGAUCUUUCAAAACUUAAUAGGGAUCCAGGUAAAAUUCUCUAUGUGAGUGGCCAUGCAUUUGAAAAUAGCCUUCAGCCAGAAAACUCUGUCCCAAUUAAGCCAUUUAAGACCGACGAAAUGGGUGAAGUACCGCUGGAUACAGCACUUUUGGAUCUCAUUCCCUUUCUCGAGUAUGUUGCUCGCAACAGUCCAUCUGAUAUCAGAAAGGUGUUGGCAUCUUAUGAAAGAAAAGACGUAGGAAAAGAGUUUCUUGAGCGUUCUAAAGAUUAUCAGAGGCGGAUGCAAGAACAGAGGCAGCAAGGUCGCAUCUGGCAUCGUUGAGGCUUGGGGUUAGUGUAUGAUACAGUAAAUGAAUUUUUGGUAGACAAGGAGAUGAAAGUGAAGAGUGCCAUGGGAGAUAUUGAAAGCACAUUCCAUUAAAAACGGUUUCCCUCUUAAUGAGAUAAGGAUUGUUGAAAUUCAUUUCCCUGCAUAACUUCUAUGUCUGACAUGAGAAUUUGUGAUUUUUGAUCCCCUGCUUUUGGAGUCAGAUUUCUUACAAAACUAUCGAGAUUACUGAAGAGAUUGAGAUUCACUGAGUUUUUCUUCUUCCCUGUAGCAACACUUGGAUGCAUGCCACUGAUUUUCUAGCACUGAAAUAAUUGUAGUCCCACUGCCAA